Cotesia congregata is the source of this 966-nucleotide messenger RNA. NCBI's taxonomy places the organism in Eukaryota, Metazoa, Arthropoda, Insecta, Hymenoptera, Braconidae. The record is from the annotation of a GenBank genome assembly.
AUGCGCGCGCCACCUCGAUAUAUAUCGAAAAUUUCGAUUAGAGUAUGUAUUGUUAAACCCAACCUUCAAUUGAAAAUUUAUGUUUGUCAACCAACACGUGGUCGACUGAGUUGUACUAGCUUUAUGAUGAAGUCUGAAACCAGUGAAAAAUUAACUGAAGAACAAGAAAAAGUUCUGUAUGUUCGCUUACCACAUACAAUAAAAAAUGUAGACCAAGUACAAGAGUUAUUUGUAGGUGACUUUAAAGUUAAGUUACCCAGAAAGUCAGGAAGGCAUUGUCAUGUCAUUUUUUCAAGUAUUGAGGAAAAAAUGACGAAUUUAAAAGCUAUUAAAGAUAAAUUAAUAAAUGGUAAACGAAUAGUCGCCUAUCCUCCAAAAGUGAAGUCUCCUAAAGACAUAAAAAUUAAACCGGAUAAAAAAGUUGUCAUUCCCAUACCCAAGAAACCUGCUAAAAAAUUAACAAGAAUUUUAUUCGUAUGUAAUAUCAACCCGGUAACAAAAUUACAUGAGGUUCAAAUAGCUUUCGAAGGAGUUAAGACAAUUACAUUUAUCAAAGGUCCAAUUAAAAAUACCAAACAAGCAAUUAUAAAAUUAGAAGACGCUAAAGUAGCUGCUGAGUACUUAACAAAAGAAAGACCGGCACCUAUUUUACAUGGUCAUAAAUUAGUGAUAAAAGCUGACACAAGAAAACAAAACAAAAAGAAAAAAUCUCCUGGCCUGAAAGUGUGGGACGGUGAAGUUGAUAUCACAGAUAAGGUAGCGUUCAAGGACACUAAAGUUAAAAACACCAAAAAAAGGAAUAAAAAUAAUAAAAAAGACACCGUGCCGGUGCUUUCUGUCACAAGUGAAGAAAUAGACGCAGAGUCUGGACUCAAGGUGUGGGAUGGUGAAGAGGAUAUCACUGAAGUAGUUGAAUUUCAAGAUGAAGUGCCUGUUAAAAAGACCCGUAAGAUUAAACAAUCUUAA